GGGUCGGUGAGCGCGGGACCGCGGGGCUGUCGCUAUGUCGGUGUCGCACAGCUCCAGGCUGAACAAGCUGGUGAGGGAGCAGUACGUGAGGCUGCCCCAGGAUGGGUUGGUGCAGGUCACCUACGUCUGGAUCGACGGCAGCGGAGAAGGAGUGCGCUGCAAGAGCAGGACCCUCGACAAGGAACCCAAGGGUAUCGAAGACGUCCCUGAGUGGAAUUUUGAUGGCUCCAGCACGGCUCAGGCAGAGGGCUCCAACAGUGACAUGUUCCUGGUGCCUGUCUGCAUGUUCAGGGACCCUUUUUGCCUGGACCCCAACAAGCUGGUGCUCUGCGAAGUGCUGAAGUACAACAGGAAACCCGCAGAGACCAACCUGAGACACACGUGUAAGAAAGUCAUGGACCUGGUUAAGGACAACCACCCCUGGUUUGGGAUGGAGCAGGAGUACACACUGCUGGGCAUCAACGGCCACCCAUACGGCUGGCCCGACAACGGCUUUCCUGGCCCGCAGGGCCCGUAUUACUGUGGGGUUGGAGCGGAUAAGGUGUACGGGCGUGAUAUUGUGGAGUCCCACUACAAGGCGUGUCUGUAUGCGGGGGUGAAGAUCUGUGGUACCAAUGCAGAGGUGAUGCCCUCCCAGUGGGAAUUCCAGGUGGGCCCAUGCGAAGGCAUCGAGAUGGGAGAUCACCUCUGGAUGGCUCGGUUCAUCCUCCAUCGUGUCUGUGAGGACUUUGGGGUUGUGGCUACUCUGGACCCCAAACCAAUGACCGGCAACUGGAACGGCGCUGGGUGUCACACCAACUACAGCACCGAGGAGAUGCGGAGAGAAGGGGGUCUUAAACACAUCGAAGCUGCCAUUGAGAAACUGAGCAAGCGGCACGACUACCACAUCUGUGUCUACGACCCACGGGGUGGCAGGGACAACUCUCGGCGGCUCACUGGCCACCACGAGACAUCAAACAUCUUUGAGUUCUCUGCUGGUGUGGCCAACCGAGGUGCCAGCAUCCGCAUCCCACGCCAAGUUGGCCAAGACGGCUGUGGCUACUUCGAGGAUCGGCGGCCAGCAGCCAACUGUGACCCCUAUGCGGUCACUGAGGCCAUCGUGAGGACAACAGUGCUCAACGAGACCGGGGUGGAGACCAAGGACUAUGCUGACCACUGAGGCCGUGGGGUGGGUGGAGGUUUUCAUUUCUACACUAGCUUCUCAUGUGGGAUUUGUGCCCGUGCGGUGUCCGCAGCUGCGAGCUCAGACUCUUUAGGAACCUCGCUUCUGGUUUUGUGAAACGUCGCCUUAGAAAUAUAUAUAUUUUAUAGCAAGAAGGAGAGGCCCAACCUAUUUUCUUAACCACUUUUUUUCUGGUUCCUGAUGUUAGGUCAUACGUGGGGAAGGUUUUUUUUAAACUUGGAUUGAAUGUUUUUCAAAUGGACUUUACCCUCUGAUAUACAGAGAUCCCGGCGUGGAAGCUGCAGCUGCUGCUGUUUGCACCUGGGGAGGAUGGGUAAUUGUUUUCCAUAUCUCUGUAGCAAGGAAAAGAAAAUAAAUGAUUUUCCUGGCUGCGUGGCAGCUGGGUUGUGCUGUGGCGGGUGCAUUUUUCUGUAGCUUCUUGAGGUCUGUGGAGGUUUUAAGUUGAGUCUUGUUGAUGGGGUGCAGACACUGAGCAGCCUACACCAGUCCCAGGCAUGGCCUGGAGGAGCAGAGGUGCUGGAGGAUCCUUGGGGCAGGUGACUGGAGCUGCUUUGCCCUAGUUGCUGCUGGCUGAGAUGCCAUCUCUCUCCGUCGUGAUCCCUUGCAAGGCAAACAGAGUGACGGAGCGUGAGCAAACAGCAGCCAGGGCAGCAGCUGGCGGACGUUUACACAGGGUGUGAGCUGCUGAGUCAGUAAAGCUGACCUGCGCUGGGCACAGCGAGCAGCGCUCUCCCUUCCGAGGACCCUUUGGGUAAGGAGAGGAGCCUGGGGAUAUUCCCCUGCUGUAGCAACUAGGUACAAUGGUGCCAACUCCUUCGGUUGGAGUCUCUUUACCAGGGCCAGGUUGUAGGUUUUACUCAUGGAACAAAAUCCCCAAGUGGGGCCAAAUCCGUGUAGAGAUGCCAUUGAUAUCCCACCUAUUCUCCAGACUCAUGGGGUCCCUCUGUGCUGCAGCUGUGAGGAGGAGCUGGAUGCAAGCAAAGGGGACAGCUCUCCAGUCCCAGGGAGAAGAAACAGGUCAGGUACCUGGGACAGACCUGCAGGAUACAACCCAGCUGCAAGGAAGGUUCCGUGGAAGUGGACGGUGCCAGCAGCCUGAGCUGCUCAGGAACAAAUGUAACCCAGUCCCCACCCGCCGAAGGAAAACUUUUCUUUCCAGAAAUUGCUGUUUAGGGUGUUUUAACGCUAUUCAUCAAACCCACAAUGCUGUCUAGUUCCUCUCUUGUUUCUAUGAUGUCUUCAAUGAGUAAUUUGAGCCCUGGGACAGCGGCUGCUGGAGGCAGUUGGAAAAUCAAUAAA
Cuculus canorus (common cuckoo) is the source of this 2482-nucleotide messenger RNA. RefSeq names its product glutamine synthetase. The coding region runs from base 35 to 1159 and encodes 374 amino acids. Lineage: Eukaryota; Metazoa; Chordata; Aves; Cuculiformes; Cuculidae. The transcript has 7 exons. Gene Ontology annotation, cellular component: cytoplasm. The record is from RefSeq and is a predicted model, not a curated record. Gene Ontology annotation, molecular function: glutamine synthetase activity.